AUAUACAGCAUUAUCGCAGGAGCACCAAACUGUGACACGACCGCUUUUUGAGCAGUGGAAUUCACCUUUGAACAAGAUUUUUCACGGGUGCUUCUUUGGGUUUUCAGUCAUACAACAACCCGUUUGCAGUCGCCUCGCUUUGCUUUUGCAUCCAUCUGUACUUCCUGUGUGCAGUGCAGGAUUGUCACCGGUUGACACAAGGUACUGAUGGGCUGACUGAGUUAAUCAGCAUUGUGUGAACACAUGUAGUUUGAAUUUAAUGGACAUGUUUAUAUUUUAUGAUACGCACUGCAAAUAACUUUUGUGUAACUAAUGCAUGUAAGUGUAAGUGUUUUUUUAAGUGUGUGUCAAGGUUUACUUUAUAACUGCACAGCACUUUGGUCGCCAAUGUGUAUGAGCUUUAUUAAUAAAUUGGAUUAGAUUGAAACGGGUGUAUCCACACUUCAUGUUUAUUAAUGUGUGGUUGUUGUACUUGACCAUCCUUCUCUGAGAUCCUUCCAGGGUUAUGAAGAAGAAUCAAACUGCAUCAGUGUCCUCCCACUACUGCUGCAGACAGGAAAGAGGAGCAGAACAGACACAGUCUGAGGCAGCAGCACCAACUGGCAGCACCGUUCUGACAUCAGUGGAGCUACAAGUGUAAAGUCACACAUGGAGCACCUAAAUGUGACAAACAAUACUUUCAUAAACUCUGUGGACUGUCCGUCCAUCGAUGACUUCCGUAACCAGGUGUACUCCACAUCUUACGGCCUCAUCACUGUGUUCGGCCUGGUUGGGAACGGGUUUGCCCUGGCAGUGCUGCUUAAAACAAGCCAGCAGAGUUCUCCCUUUCAUGUCUACAUGAUAAACCUGGCUGUGUCUGACCUGCUCUUUGUUUUGACACUGCCAAUGCGAAUUAUUUACUAUGUCAAAAGGGGCCAGUGGGACCUCGGGGAUAUCCUCUGUCGCAUCAGUUCCUACUGCCUCUAUGUCAACCUCUACUGCAGUAUUUACUUCAUGGCUGCCAUGUCUAUCACACGUUUCUUGGCCAUUGUCUUCCCUGUGCAGAACCUGCGGCUGGUGACAGAGAACCGGGCCCGACUGGUGUCCGUUGUCAUAUGGUUGCUCAUCUGUAUUUCGUCAAUUCCCUUCCUCUUGACUGGCCAGCAUUUUGAUUUGACCACAAAUAAAACCAAGUGCUUCGAUCCUCAACCAGGGAAGGGCGAUUGGCAGAAACUACGUAAACUGAACCAUCUUUCUAUGACUUUAGGCUUCGGUCUGCCAUUCCUGGUAAUCCUGCUCUGCUAUGCCGGCAUCAUCCAUGCCCUGCUCACUCGCACCAAUGCUGCGAGACAGCAACGGGACACGGGCAUCAAAGCCAUCCGAAUGAUUGUCAUUGUCUUGCUGACCUUCCUCAUCUGCUUCACACCGUACCAUGUGCAGCGAACUAUCCACCUGAACUUUAUGACUCGGAACGACACCACCUGCUCAGAGAAGGUUGCGAUGCAGAAGUCUGUGGUGGUGACGCUGAGUCUGGCUGCUGCCAACUCCUGCUUUGACCCUAUGCUUUAUUUUUUCUCUGGAGAGGCUUUCCGCCGCCGCUUGUCCUCAAUUCGAUUUGCAAUGACAAACAGGGGUGGUAUAAAAUCAUAGAAGAACCAGGUGAUCGCCCAGGGUCAUGAGCUGGGUGGGGAAUUAAAAUCUGAUUUAUACUCCGUUGCUUGACGCUUUGAUAACUGAUAAUUAUCAAUAACUGUUGUUCAAUAAAACUUAAAACAGUGAUUCACGCAACAUUUUCAGCGUAUGUUCCUGCACAUAUUUUCAGUGGUGUUUGCAUAACCACUCACCUCCAGCUGGUUCUGUGAUUUGUUUAUUUGUAUCUAGCUCUGUGCUACUUUUGUUUUUUUAAGUUUUGAUAAUGUAUGGUUAGUCGCUUAACUGAGGAGGAAGAGAUUUUGAAUUUGCUUUAUUGAGAGGACAACAGAAGUGCAAGAAGUCUGGUUCUGUCAGAGAUUUCUACCUGUUAAAAGGGAAAAAUGUUUACACAUGUUAUAAAUAGAGUGAUACAAAAGCUUUUCUCACAGACUUCUUCUUAUAAGGUUCUCUUUGCAAUCAGUAGUGCUGCCCCUGAUGGCUGGUUAAUAGUAGAUCAUGUUAAAUGUUUACACACGGCCCAUGGAUUGGUCCCAUGGCACUCACUUUUCAAUUUCAGUGGUAACAUAUGAAUUGAAGGGUUUAUUUAAAGUGAACAUAUGCUGAAAGUGGAGUCAGGAGAAGGCAAGAAAGGUUUGCGAGGAGACUGGGUCGCUGUAUAAAUAUAUAUAUAUAUAUACAUACGAGAGUGCAUAUAUAUAUAUACACAUGCACUGUGAUCAUGUAUAUAAACAGCAAACAUCAAUAGCAUACGUUGUAUUACUAUAGUCAUGUUGUGUACAAAUGACUGCAUUAAAUCAUCAGAUAUGUCAGUUCAGUGUGCUUGCUUCCUCUCUGACAUGCACCCUGUCAUUAAAAGCCACCAUGUGCAAUCUUUUUAGAUAUGCUGACAGUCCUAUUACGCACUUGAAGAUAAAAUUGGUUUAACAAGUAAGUCGAUGCUGUCUGAUUACUGAGUAACGUCACCACUAACACAAAAUAAAGCCAUUCUUUUUGACAUUGACUCAUUGGUAUCUUAAAACUGACUGAAUUGAGCACAGUUGGACACAAUAAAGUAAACCCUGGCCACUAAAUCCAUUCAUAUUCAUGUGUUCAUGAGGAGAUGAGUCUGGAGGAGGUUGUUGUAGA
This is a messenger RNA of Solea senegalensis (Senegalese sole), 2757 nucleotides long. RefSeq names its product cysteinyl leukotriene receptor 1 (gene cysltr1). Gene Ontology annotation, molecular function: leukotriene receptor activity. The record is from RefSeq and is a predicted model, not a curated record. Gene Ontology annotation, biological process: G protein-coupled receptor signaling pathway. Lineage: Eukaryota; Metazoa; Chordata; Actinopteri; Pleuronectiformes; Soleidae. Gene Ontology annotation, cellular component: plasma membrane. The transcript has 2 exons. The coding region runs from base 649 to 1629 and encodes 326 amino acids.